AUGGCUUCUCCUGGUGAACAUGAACAGUUUACCGAAGAAAGUACAAGUUCAUUUCAGUUUGGUCACAAUGAAAGGUCUUCUAAAAGUGAUGAACAAAAAUGUAUUUUCGAACUUGAAAGAGCAAUCGAGGCUAAAACGAAGGAGAAGAAUAGUCUACGGGAAAAGUUGCGUUCAAUCCUUCGACUGUCUGAACGUCUGGAUGCUUUACUACCGUUGAAAUUGGAGUCUAAAGAGAGGGAACUACGUCAUUUUCUGCUCCCUUCAGUGCCUCGUUCGAAUGCGUGUGACGUUGAUGCUAACAAAAGCCAGACCACUUCAGGCGGCUGUACAAUUAGUUCCAAUGUUCGCCCCGUUCCAUCCUUGGUUAGUGGGUUAACCAAGUCUGUAGAUAGUUUAUUGGGUCCUGCAAAUGCAGUGGCCCGUGCUACUAGUUCAAAAGGCGGGGCUCUUCUACCUACUCCUUAUCCUAAUCCUUCUCAGGCUAGUGGUAAAUCUGUUACCCAUAAUCGUGGUAUUCUACCGUCAGGAAUUCAUUCACAAUCCACCAAGGCUUCUGUAGACAAUGGACCAUAUAUUAAAGAUGUUCCAAAUUAUGCAGAUGUAUUAAUUGAUUCUUCUGUUAACUUGAUACUAUCUCGUUUACGCCGGACACAGUGUAAUUUUGACAAACUUGUUGCAUCUAAUCAAUCGGAACUGCAGUCAUUUACUUUUACUCAAAACAGUCAAAAUGGAAAAAGAAUGAUGAUGCGUAUUCGUGUUCUUGAACAUGAAAAUGAAGAACUAGCAAAUGUCAAUCGUACUGGUCGAACUGCUCGGUUAGAAUCGGAAAUUUCUUUACGACGUGCAUUCGUAAAUGACUUGAAAAAUGCUCAUUCAGAUAUGGAGUAUUUAGUGGAGGAGGCUGAGACUGAAACUGAAUUGCUUGGUAGUUCUUUAAUGAUGCUGCAACAAAGACUACAACUAACUCAAAGCACUGCAGAACUCUUGGCUUCCGAACUACAAAAACUGGAACCAGUGAUUUGUGCUGGAAUGAUGAAUUCCGAUGGCGAUACUGAUGCUAAGAACGUGUUGUUACAUGAGGAAACAAAAUUAGAAGACGUUACUUGUGUGUCUCCUAGACGACUGCAGAAUUCUCUGAACGAUAGUCUAUACGAUGACGAGCUUAUUUUGGAUCCAGGUAUUGAAAUUAGCCGACAGUCUUCGGAAUCUCCCAAAUCCUAUACUGAUAUACCAAUCGAUAGCGACGUCAAUUCUCGGGUGACAGAAACUAAAUAUGAUAAAAAGUCAUGUAUUUAUGCCCGAGUUCUCCCCAAACCUGAAAAUAAUAUUUCUGAUGACGAAAAUUUCGGUAAAUCGAAACGUAGACGUGUCUCAGGUAGUUGUGGAGAUUCAUCAAAUGAAAAAUGCACAAGUCAUUUAGACUCUUUAUCAUUUUUACCUGCUCCAUUGUCUAGGAAUACAGUAUCUACUUCCGCCAGUGAUCGGACUAAAUCGCGUCCUGUAAUCCCUGUACGCGGUCCACAACGGACGUUUCAUUCAAACCGUGAGCAUACUGCUCAAAUUACUCAAAUAAAAUCCAUUUCAUCAACAACAGCAUCACCAUUAGAUGAAUCUAUUUCUAGUAAACUUUUAAAACUUUCUAAAUUUAAUAGUCAGUUAACUGUUGAUUCCUCCAUGAAAUCCCCAUGUAUAAAGUCUUUCACAUCUAAUCAUCCUAAUGUUAUUGAUGGCUCGUCUUCAUGA
Messenger RNA from Schistosoma intercalatum, 1743 nucleotides. NCBI's taxonomy places the organism in Eukaryota, Metazoa, Platyhelminthes, Trematoda, Strigeidida, Schistosomatidae. The record is from the annotation of a GenBank genome assembly.